This is a messenger RNA of Brassicogethes aeneus, 372 nucleotides long. The record is from the annotation of a GenBank genome assembly. NCBI's taxonomy places the organism in Eukaryota, Metazoa, Arthropoda, Insecta, Coleoptera, Nitidulidae.
AUGAACAUCCCCAUGGAGCACUUCAGCAGCGUGCCGGUGGUGCUGCUGAGCCCCAGCAUCAUGGCCACGCCGGAGGAGGAUAAGUCUCCGGUGGGCGCCGAUUCGAGGGACUCGAGCCCCGUUCGCAUGGACAAAAGCACUAUAAGCGACCCAGGCACGUCGCUGAGCUCGCUCUCCAGGUUUCGCUCCAAAGCCGCGGCCGUGGGGCGGGCCUCGAGGUACGUGGACCAGUUCAAGGCCUCGCAGAUGGUCGUGUGUCACGAUUGCAGGAUGAUGGUGUUGCAGAUUAUCAAGUCGGCCAGGGCGAAUCGUUCGGCGAUUCGCAACAAAACGCUGCAAAGUUUAACGUUGAAUCUUUCACCUGUGUUUUAA